This is a messenger RNA of Protopolystoma xenopodis, 504 nucleotides long. The record is from the annotation of a GenBank genome assembly. Lineage: Eukaryota; Metazoa; Platyhelminthes; Monogenea; Polystomatidea; Polystomatidae.
AUGGGGAGGGGGGUUCGAUGCAGGCACGACGAUUGGGUCAUCUGGCCUCGAGAGGUGACGAGAGAUGAGAUAGUUGCCCACUCUCACGUGGCCAAUGAGGAAGCAGUAUCAGGUUCAAGAGGGGGAUGGAAGAGAAUGGGUCCUUGCCCUUUUUGGAUGUUGACGAGGGUGUGUUGCGAAGAGAUGAUUGGUUCUUUUUUCAAUUCUCUUUCCAGCCAUAGUUACAAAAGCAAGCUUGCAAGUGUGAGAGCAAUAAUUAUUGGAGGCAUGAGAGUAGGAGAUAGCAACCGUUUGACUAAACAGUCGGAACGGCACAAUCGUUUGGGCCUAAUUGACGACAAUGGCACUUUCGUGAGGAAUCCACUUUCAGGCAGAGGCCAUUUCGUCAAGCUCGGACUGGAGGAGACCUUUUCUCAUGUCCUCUUCUUGCCGCCGUGCCUUGUUUCGAGAAGGAGAGGAGAACCAGUCGGAAAGUGGGCAAUUGUGUUGACCUUAUUUUGUUGA